Messenger RNA from Gordionus sp. m RMFG-2023, 984 nucleotides. RefSeq lists its product as uncharacterized. Lineage: Eukaryota; Metazoa; Nematomorpha; Gordioida; Chordodea; Parachordodidae. The record is from RefSeq and is a predicted model, not a curated record. The transcript has 4 exons. Bases 1 to 984 code for a protein of 327 amino acids.
AUGGAUUUAGAGAUUAUAGAAGAAGAAACCGAUUUUCCAUUUCCACCAUACAAAAAAUAUUUCAAGCUUAUAGAUGAUACAGAUGAUAAAGUCAACUUAAAGGCGAAAUGCCUAUUGUGCAUUAACAACAAAAUGAUUUCUUUCUUUAAAAUCAGCAGCUUUAAUUUAAAAAAACACCUUAAGAGAGUACAUGAUAAUCAAUAUUCAAAAAUUGAAAAUCAUAUCAAUAGUUAUAAUAAAAAAGAUAUGAGCCAAAAUAUAAAGUCUUCCUCUUCUGAGAAUAAACAGUCAAUAUUAAAUUUUAGUCAAAAAACAUAUGAACCUACAAAAACUGAAGGAGAUAAUGCAAUCAUUGAUUAUGUCAUUGAGACACUAGUUCCUUUAUCAACUGUAGAUAAUCCUAGCUUUGUCAAAAUGAUAAAAACGUUUUCCCCUUCAGCAAAGGUAAUGUGCCGCCAAACACUAAUAGCAAAGAUAGGUUUGCGUUAUGAUAAAAUGAUGGAUGAUAUUAUAGAAAUGCUUUCUGGAGUAUCUUAUGUGUGUACCACAGCUGAUUGCUGUAGUGGAUUUAGAAGGUCUUUUUUGGGUGUAACUGCUCAUUGGAUUGACACAAAAUCAUUGCAAAGAAAAUCAGCAGCUUUAGCCCUAAGACGUGUUCAAGGCAAGCAUACUUUUGAUGUUUUGGCUAAGAUGAUAAUUGAUAUACAUAAAAGCUUUAAAAUUCGGAAUAAAGUGAUAAAAACCAUUACUGAUAAUGGUAGAAACUUUGUGAAGGCAUUCAGAAUGUUUGAAGAUAAAAGUUCUGAGAUUGAUGAUGAUUUCCAAUUUGUGGAUAUUGAUGAUAUCCUAAAUAAUAGGGCAGAAAGCUUUGAUUAUCUCCCUCAACAUUCAAGAUGUGCUUGUCACAAUCUUAAUUUGGUGGCAACAGUUGAUGCAGAGAAAGCUUUAGGGGAUAGAAGCUUUCAAAUAGUAUCUCAAAGUUAA